Messenger RNA from Penicillium expansum, 3651 nucleotides. RefSeq lists its product as uncharacterized. The transcript has 4 exons. The record is from RefSeq and is a predicted model, not a curated record. The coding region runs from base 1 to 3651 and encodes 1216 amino acids. NCBI's taxonomy places the organism in Eukaryota, Fungi, Ascomycota, Eurotiomycetes, Eurotiales, Aspergillaceae.
AUGUCAAGACUACCAGAAACAACGGUCAUUCAUGACUUGGUUUCCCCAACCCCGAGCAUAGAAGGAACGGAAGGGUCCGAUACGCUAGAUUGGAACCCUUUCCGGUCACAGAGUUCCCCGUCUGCGGCUGCGUCGGUAUUUCUCCUUGAAAUAUGCGUAGAGUACAAAUAUUUAUACAGGCGGCUGUCCGGCAACGUUCAGUUUUGGAUGGCUGUCAGCGAUGCCUCUGGCUGGGCGCCAGAAGAAGCCGAGCCCUUUCUUCAGGCUACAAUGGCAAAAUACCGCGUGGCGGAUCAUACCAUUCGCCCGGUCGACCCUGACGGUUACCGGAUCGAAGCACUUUCAUGGCAAAUGGCGAAUCAUAUUGCUCAGAUCAGAACCAUAGCUCAGAUAGGACGCUCCAGAUACCAAGCUCCGACGCCUGUUCCUGAAGACAGUAUGUCUGGGCAAGAGAUCGAAGAAGCCAUAUUGGAGCGGGUCAGGUUAGCAGCAAUGCGCUGUGACUUUGAUCAGGCCAAAUGGCUCCUGCUUCACAUCCAUGACAAGCAGAAAGCUGACACAUAUAUGAAAGAGCUGGAGUCCAAUAUAAUACUGCAUGACCAAAGGGAGAAGUGUUUCGAAAUGGAAAGCGCGAAAGCAGAGAGUGACGGCGAAUGGGGAAAAGCCAGAUCCUGGCUACUUCUGCUAGCGAACAAGGUGCGGUCGGGACGACUGCUUGUGGCGUUGGAAAGAAGAAAAGCAAUACAAGACAAAUACAACAGAGGUCUUCAAGAAGAGACUGUAUUGGCACAAUUUGUUGAUCGUGACUUGGCCAAGGCCUGCUCUCUGGUGUCUAAGAUGAAAGGCAAGAGGCCGAAAGCGUUCGUGGCUUUAUUCAAGUGCAACGAGGCUUUGACUAAGAACGACUUCAACGGGGCGAUGUCUACACUUUCAAACCCGCAACUGGCAUCGGCCCAUAUUUCAUUAAAACCUAUGGUGGACCUUGCAGAAGCGCUGUACAAUGAUGACCAAGAUGAAGCUACUUCUCUGUCGCUGCUUCUAAAAAUGGAUGCCGAGAGAUUUCAGAAGCUUUUCUUGAACUCAUCAGCCGGUGAUAGUGCAGAGAGGUGCGAUGGCCAGGUUGGGGCCCUGAGCUUGCUCCUUACUCAACCUGUAAACAUGUCAACGCAUCUCAAUAAUUAUUAUGAAAAACAAAGUAAAGCAGACGCGUUGCGUGGUGACUGGAAUGAAGCCCAGAAGUCGCUGCUCAAGAUUCCGAAAAAGACCGUCUCUGGACCACUCCUCAGAAAAUUAGAAGCGGAACUAUCAGCAUUUUACGAGAAGGACAUGGAAUUGGAAAAACAAGCCAAAGAAGCAGAGAUGAACGGUGACUGGGAGAAGGCUAGAUCUUUCCUGUCUCGUAUCGAAAGCGAUUUCGGCAAAUUCCUCCUUGCGGCAUUAGCAUACAGCGAGGCACGGUUGAGCCACAAAGACGAGCACCUGGAAAUGCUUGUUCAGCUCCAGGAGGACUAUCCCGAUCCUCGCCUCGAACAGAGCGAUCCUGAUGAUUUCCGCAAGGUGUUCGAGAUGAUGGCUGAAGAUAUGCGCGAUGCCUACGACAGGGCAUGUCAGGCUCAAGGAAUUCACAUUGCCGAGGAGUCGCCUUCGUCAGAAAACAUGCAGGCAAGGCUUCAAUAUUGUCCAGACACUGGCCCACCUUCAUCUUCACUGCCUGCAAUCCCGCGCGACCCAUGUCUGGUAAUCCCCAGCAAGCAGGCGAUCCGAGAGUAUCAGUGGGACCGACCUGAACUGCCAUCGUUGAGCUUUGAUCAGCAGUUAGUCCUAUUGCAAAUCUGCCUUGUGCACAAAGGCCGUUACACAAAUUCUCAAGGCAACAUCAACUUUUGGCACCGUGUUGCUGAUCAAUUUUGGGAGGUUUCGGGCUGGCACUGGAAGCGUAUCAGGAUGUUCGUGCAGAAAAAGUUACGUUGUAGAGCUGCAAGUGAUCGUGGACCUCAAAUGGGACCACUCUUGGAUGAAUUGCAGUCUCAUAUCCAUGCCGUCGGCCACCCGCGCCAUCGAAGCAGCGUGACCCAUUCAAGUCCGCAGCCGUCAGCACUUCAAAGCCCAGUGGGAAGUCUUCCUGGGCAAGGCUCUGCGAACCAAUCAUUCUCUCCGACUAAACUCAACGGCAGGAUCAAUUCGGAUAGUAUGUUUCACGGAAGAUUGGCCGGGUUGAGUUCGCGGCCCUCGGAACUUCAAUCCUCGGUAGAAGGUCUUCCUGUGCGGAGCGCUGCGAAGCGGACGUUGUCACAGACUGAGUUCGAUGUUCCGAUCAGUUCGGAUGACGAUUUGCCUUCACAUCCUCCCUCGCAACCCCGACAUACGGGUCCAGCUAGCUCUUCUGUCCACACACACGCUCAGAAUUUGCUCACAGGGACCACUGUUCAAUCUCUUAUAGCGAAAGGCAAUGAAGCAAAAGAGCAGCAUGAUUUCGAUAAAGCCAAGUCUCUGCUGCUUCAGAUCCCAGACAAAACAAUAUUUGGACCUCUCCUCGAGGAAUUGGACGAGGCUCGUGAAAGCCAAAUACAAACCAACAAAGACUUCGAAAGACAAGCCAAAAAGGCCGAGUUGGAGGGUGAUUGGGAGACCGCCAAGUCUCUAUUAUCUCGCGUUGUGGGCGAGGAUGGCUCUUUCCUUCUCCUCGCACUGGAGUAUAUUCGAACACGGAGGACAUGGAAACAAUUUGAAGCACAAGAAUAUUUGGAGCAGCUCAAGAAGGAAUACCCCCAUCCAAUCUUUAAGCAGGUGGAGCUUGACCACGAUUAUGAAAACGCAAAGAUCACUGGCAACCCGCGAAGGAUCGGUUAUCAUCAGGGGUUGCUUCGUGCCUACAAAAGGAAGUCCGGGUCUGUCUGGGACGAACCCGAUGAUUUUCGCAAGGCAUUCCAGCUUAUAGCUUCAGACAUGCGGCAUGCUCGUGACAAGGUGUGGUAUGCACACCCUGCUCGGGCUGGGAGAACAGAACUUCAAUCUCAACCUCAACCUGAGUUUUACUCUGGUUUUAAUUCUCAUGCUGGUCUUGAAUCAGAGGCAGAAGUCCGAUCUCAAUCCCAACCUCGAUAUCAGCCUCAGCAAAUAGAUAUCCCCGAAGUACUCCGCAUACUAGAAAGGGCGCGGACACAAGCCCAGGCUCAGCCUCGAUCUCAGCGACCUAAUAUCGACCAAGAACUCGCCUUGCUAGACAGAGCACGAGAAGAGAUAUUCAAUGGGCGAGACAGGAUCAAAGCUAUUCUACUCCAGGGAUCGAGCGAAGAAUCCAAAGAAGCCCUCAAAGCAGUGGAGAACAAUACAUCAAGGCUUCUCGCCGACUUUGAGGAGUCAGCGACUUCGCUGAUGGUCCAGGCGGGUGACGAGUCGGAUGAAUGGGAUGAAUGGGAUGAAUGGACACCCGAAUCUCAAAGAAUCCUGCUGCUUCUUAUGGAAGCUGAGUCGAGAGCCAAUGAAGAGAAGUUCAACUCUCUAAUGAGGCAAAUACCGAGAAAUAGUACCGAAGCCAGGAACUUCCGCAAGGAAUUUGCUGAAUCAAAAGCCAAGAAGGAUCGCUACCUUCAAAGAUGCAAGGCUACACUUGACGCCGGGGGAAGGUUGGAAGAAGUAGAAGAAGAGUGA